This is a messenger RNA of Astrephomene gubernaculifera, 3007 nucleotides long. Lineage: Eukaryota; Viridiplantae; Chlorophyta; Chlorophyceae; Chlamydomonadales; Astrephomenaceae. The record is from the annotation of a GenBank genome assembly.
GUAAAACGCUUUGUAAAUGACGUGUAUAAACGGUGCUUGUAACACGGAAAUGCCGACACCCUGUCACAAUAAUGGCUGGCUUGGCCGCUCGUAGACCUGUUACAAUAUGAACUUGGAGGAAUAAAGCUCGAAUCCGUUGAGCAAAUGGCCACUGGAGACUGCCCUGUUGCGAAGGAGCCCAAGUAUGAGCCUAUUGGCCUGCUGGGCUCUGGCUCCUUUGGCUCCGUCGUGCUGUGUCGACGUACCUCUCCAGAGGACGACGAUGGCCCCCGCAUUGUUGCGGUGAAGGCAGCAAGGAUACAUAAAGAUCGCUUGGGCGUAAAACUGGCGCUACGAGAGGCCAAGAUCCUAGGCGCUUGCAGCCACCCUACUAUUGUGAAGAUGCUAGAUGCUUUUCACAGUCCUAGCGGCAGGCCAUACAUCGUUAUGGAGUACAUAGGACCCUGCGCUCAAACCUUCCUCGGCUCACACCCUCGCGGCUUUCCACCCGGGCUCCUGAAGCUCGUGGCCUGGCAGAUGUGCCUGGCUCUCCGGUACCUGCACGCCGUUCAGAUCAUCCACCGCGACAUCAAACCCGCCAACAUACUGCUCGGAGGCCACGGUGUCGUCAAACUCUGUGACUUUGGCCUCGCUCGCUUCCUUCACAUCACCCGCACCCGCGCCAACAGCAGCUUGGCCGCACCGGGGCAUCAGGCCCCCAUGGAGCCCCAACAGCAGCAGCAAGAGCAGCAGCAGCAGCAACCUCAGUCGGCAUUUAAGAACGGCCGUCGCCACAGCCACCACCACCACCCCACUGCCGCGGCAGCAACGGCGACCCAUGGGUCGAGGCUAACACCGUAUGAGGCCGUGUUGACGCGUUACAUCAUCACACGAUGGUACCGGCCUCCUGAGGUGCUGCUGGGGUUGCCGUACGGCACCAUGGCAGACAUCUUUUCCCUGGGCUGUACGCUGGCGGAGCUUGCGGUCGGCUCGCCGCUCUUCCCCGGCUCCUCCUCGCUCAAUCAGCUCUGGCGACUCACGCGGUGCCUGGGGCCCCUGCCUCCCCACAUGACCGCUGCAAUGGCGGCUAACAAGAGCCUUGCGAUAGGUCUGGUAGACAGCACCCGCUACGGAGGCCGCAGCCUCAGGGAGAGGCUGGCUGGCUGCUGCGACGGCAGCGGCGGUUAUCUGUGCUACGGCAAGAAGCGAAGCAGCUACAGGCGAGCCAGCACCAGCGGCGUAGGUGCGAGCAAUAUGGAUCGGUCGGAUCCACCGGAGGGGAUGCUGGAUCCAAAGCUGCUACAGCUGAUUGAGGCAUGUUUACAGCUGGAUCCAAGUCAACGCAAUACGGCCGAUGAGUUGCUACGGUUGCCGUACUUUGAGGACCUGCCGCUGCUCCUGGCAGGGUCCUCUGCGACGCCCCAACUUCAGCAGCUGUACGAAGCAGAGAUGACGGUGCCGGCGGCGGCGACGGUUGGUACGACGUACCAGGGCAGCAGUUCGUACGGCGUAACUCGUACGACAACACCAACGGUGAUGGAGGCAGGGCCCUCUUCGCAAUCUGCGCUGUCCUCUGCAGCCCUACCCACAGCCGCAGCGGCGGCAGCUGCGGCGGCGGCAGCAUGCAGGGCCCCUGGUAAGGCUGCACGACCACCCUCGCGGUUGCCCUCCGCCCCGUUUACGUCAGUCACACCUUCCUCGACGCAAGCGCCAUGUUCGGCGGAGGUCACGGCUACCAAGGUUCAUUGCAAUGAUGCCGCUGCAGCUGGCGGCGGCGGUAACACCGAUCACCCCGAAACCGUACCACGCAUGCAGAGGUGUGAUACGAAAGGAAGCGACUUGCCGUGCGAAGCCCAACAAGCAGUACGACAGGCUGGCGUGCAGCAGACUUGGCAGGAGGCGGUGGCGGCGGCUGCUGCUUCGGCGCUGCUGAGGUGGCGCAGGAGCGCAACGGAGUCGGGUUGCUUGUCUACUGACACGGCUGCAGGUGCUGGCUCCGCCCGUGUCCCGACAUCUCCGGAUGCUAGGGCUGCGGCUGCUGCUCCUGCGCUGGCAGCGACGGAGGCAGGGGCACAGGCAGGGGCGGCGACCUGUAAGGAAGCGGCGGUUGGGCUGAACCGAGGUGCCACAGUCAUUACCGCAAGCGAUUGGCGUCACCAGAAAAGCGGCGUCGGCGCACGUAGGGGCGUGUUGGAGCGAGGCGACCCUUCGCACAUCUCCGCUCCAAUCCGGCCGCUGUCCGCAGGCGCACCGAAUGCUGCCCGCACCUUCCAUCCCACAGUCUCUGAUUCCUUCAUGUCCCCGGCUGCAUCGGAGGCGGCGGGGACGCAGCCGGCCCCGCUGCAAAAGCAGGUCACGGCAGGUGACGCCUCGGGACUGCUGUUGCUGAUGGUUGGCGAGGAGGAGGGGGACGCGAUGCUGCGCGCAUUGGAGCGUGGGGGGGAAGAGGACGACGAGGAGCGACUGGUACGAAGGAAAGGGACUGCCGCCGCGGUUGGUGAAAAGGGGCAUCAGUUCAUGGCCGAUGUUUACAAUCCCGUUGACGUCGAUGGCGGAGACGACAGGGAUGGCUGCGGCGGCGGUGACGGCGGCGGCGGCGGCGGUGACGUCAGCAACCGAGGCGAGGUGAGGCGCAGGGCCGCCCGCAGGAGUGCUGCCAUGCACAGUUCAGCCACCUCGCUGCACGGCCCCAACGGCCUCAUGCCUGGGCUGAUGGCGGGGUGUCCGGCGGGGCUGAUGCCACCGCAUGCGGGCGGUAUGGUGCUGCUGGCAACGCAGUCGGUAACACUGGUGGGCCCGUCUGGAAACGUGCCGUUCGUGCGGUCCUCCCUGCCUCCUUCACUGCCGCUGCCGGUGCCACCCGCCGGGUCGCAAGUGGCAGCUACAGCAGCAGCAGUAGCAGCAGCGGUGCCCAUGCAGGGGAACCCAGCAGGGGAAGCUGGGCCGGGAGGAGCGGCGGGGCCGUGUGGAGGGAGUAGGAAGGUGGACAGUGGUGGGAGCUGUUGGGUUGAGGGGUUUGGCUGUUUUG